Tachysurus fulvidraco (yellow catfish) is the source of this 1171-nucleotide messenger RNA. Its product is annotated as E3 ubiquitin-protein ligase RNF138-like. NCBI's taxonomy places the organism in Eukaryota, Metazoa, Chordata, Actinopteri, Siluriformes, Bagridae. The record is from RefSeq and is a predicted model, not a curated record. The transcript is spliced from 7 exons. The coding region runs from base 161 to 907 and encodes 248 amino acids.
CCACCUCUAGAGCACAUAAGAAAGAAAGUGAAAGUGAAGCAGCAACUGAGAACUGGUUCUUCUAAAAAAAAAACACACAGUAGAGCUUUAAAGAAAGGGUUUGUUUCAGAGCUUCGUCUGUGAACCUGAGGGCGAGACUGCAUUCGGUGAGUCUGAAUUGAUGGGAAACUCGUCAGCAUUAAACAUGGACUUGCUUGAAGCUUCUCCAACAGCAGCCGUCGAUUCAGACACGGAGGAGGACUACGACUGCCCCAUCUGUCAGGAGGUUUUGAAAAUGCCCAUCCGCACCAAGAACUGCCAGCAUGUGUUCUGCAGGAGCUGUUUUCAGAUGGCAGUGAGAAGUCGGGGCCCUCAGUGCCCGCUGUGUCGGAGCCCCGUGUCUGAGAGAGAGCAGAGGGCCUCAGACGUCACACAGAGGAUGAGGGAGAAGAAGGGCAAGUGCAGAGCAUGUGGAAAAGAGAAAUUUCUCAGUAAGAUGAGGCUCCACUACAGAUCCUGCAGGAAGUAUAUCGAGGAGUUUGGUCCGAUCCGUGAACCCACACUUCCGCUUCCUGCCCAAACUCUUCCUAACAUACCGGAAAGCAGUGUGUUUAUCAGUAACAUCUCCUUUCCUACAGCUUCUACCAGUGUAGGAAGAGUGUACACGUGUCCUUAUUGCUCACUCAUGGACCUCAGUGACAUGGCCCUGGUGGAGCACUGCCUCCGCCAACAUCAUCAAGACCGGACUCCAAUCGUGUGUCCGAUCUGUGUCCGGAUGCCGUGGGGGAUCCCCGACUACACCAGCAGGAACUUUAUUGGCCAUCUGGUGCGCAGACACAGGUUCAGCUACAGCAGCUACAUGAAUGAAAGUGAGGAAGAAGAAAUGCACCUCCUCACAGCGCUGCAGAUGUCAGUCCAGGAGUUUUAAAACAUUCCUGAAAAACUAGGUUUCUGCCUCACCGGAGGAUCCUGCACUUUAACCGACUGCUGAAAAGCACAUCAGGAGUCGUCAUUUAAACUCUUCUUUACAUAUAUUUUUUUUUAGAGAUUAUUGAAUUAUCGUGGACAGAUAUUUCCAAGAAAAUGUGUUUUAUUUCAUGAUCUUUUGUUUUGAUGCACACAAGGCAGCAGAGUCUCUGCACAUUAUUUCUGACUUUAACAGCCUUUGUGUAAUAAAUGACAAAAAAAAUUC